Antechinus flavipes (yellow-footed antechinus) is the source of this 1985-nucleotide messenger RNA. RefSeq lists its product as uncharacterized. The record is from RefSeq and is a predicted model, not a curated record. NCBI's taxonomy places the organism in Eukaryota, Metazoa, Chordata, Mammalia, Dasyuromorphia, Dasyuridae. Gene Ontology annotation, biological process: regulation of DNA-templated transcription. The coding region runs from base 1 to 1896 and encodes 631 amino acids. The transcript is spliced from 8 exons.
AUGGGUAUAGGGCGCUUACACCCAAUCCCAGACGUUGAAGCAGCUCCUCCCAACGCCCAUCCAGGCUCGGACAAGCAGUCAGGAGAAACUCGGGGUCCAGCAUCCCUUCCCAGGACCUGCCCGGUCUCUGACGUCAGGCCCUCUCAGCUCCGCAGGCCCCGCCCUUCUUCGAAGUCUCUUCACAGCGGGGGGGCUGACGUCAGACCUCCCCUGCCAAACUCUCCCCUAACCCCCGGGAAUCCCCUUCCACACCCAUCCAUCCCUAAGGAACCGCCUCAUCUAAAACCUUCCCGAUCCAUCUCUGUCUCCAAGCCGCAAGAGGAACCCAUCUUUCUCUUGCGACUUUACCUGCCCUCGAAUCCAGUCUCCGACUCCAUUUCCCAGAAGUCUUUGCGGGUCUCCUUUCCAAAUACCUGCAAUAAUGUCAUUUCACUUACACUAAUUUUGUUUAAAACCAUCUGUUUCCGAGAUCGCCUGAUUCACACGCAGUGUCACUCUCCGAGUAGAGGAAACGAUAAUAACUACUGCUGCCGCACUCUCACCUCAGCCCCAAAGAUAGACGGACAGAGCGCCUGCGCAGUCGGAGUUCCUCCCAACCCCCUACCGCCGGAAUUCUUCCUCGUGAAUUCCAUUUCCCACAAUUCCACUUCCACCCUUCUGAGCAGGGCGCAGGCGCGACCAAUCUCCUACGCUUUCGGGAAAUGUAGGCUGGUAGCGUCUCUAGCGCAUGCGUACUUGCUCUUGGGCCUGACUGAUGGACCAGUGCUUUGUCCCGCUAGCUGGGAGUGUAGGCACGGCGGCCUCCAGUUCUCUAGGGCACAGCCUGAGACUUCUGAGAGAGGACUUCCUGUGGUUCAGACUCACAUUAGAAACUCAGAAAAGCUUCCAGUUCAAGACCCACUGCCACGGAGGCCCCACAUCCUGGGUCCACAGGUCAGACCACAUUCCUCAGAAAUUAGAAUUGAAAUGGAGAAGAGAAGAGAAUGGAAUUGGAAGAGAAAGCCUCCGGGAAGCCAGGAGAAAGCCCACUGUUCCCCAGGACCUCUUUUUAGAACUAUAGCAGCACAAGGAGGAGAAAACCCAGGAACCACUGGUGCUGGAGAAGUUCCUGUCCAAGGGAAUCAGGACUUCAGCAAUGUCAGGAGAUCAGAUGAAUGUCAGAGAGGAAUCACUGUGGAAGAUAAGAUUCAUAUUCUUCAGGAAAGAGCUCCAUGGUCUCUGAAGUCCUCAGUUCCCGCAAAUUGCGACACAGAAGAAGAGGCAAUGGUUGCUAAGUCUGUCACUUCCUGGGAAGCAGUGACAUUCAAGGAGGUGACUGUGAACUUCACCCAAGAGGAAUGGGAACACCUGGACUCUCUUCAGAGGGACCUCUACAAGGAUGUGAUGUUGGAGAACUAUAGGAACCUGGUCUCCCUCGGACUUGUGGAUUCCAAACCAGUCAUGAUCUCUUGGUUGGAGCAGGGGGAAGAACUGCAGAUGCCUUAUCCUCAAGAAACUGAAAAAGGACUGAUCUUAGAAGACUGGGAGACCAAGUGCCAGACCCAAAAAUCACCUCAAAAUCAUGAAGAAGUAGGUCAACCAAAGAGAUUGGUGGAGACACUCAACAGAGAAGUUUUCAAUCAGGAUUAUAUGCUUGGAAAAGCUCUUAAACAGGGGAGCAGAUCUUUGAACCAAAAGGAGAAUAUUGGAGAGACUCAAAGAAAACAUUAUUCCCAGGAAAAUUAUUUCCUACAACUGACUAACAAAAAAAAUUUCACUGCACAGAAAGGCCAUAAAUGCAAUGAAUUUGAUAAAACCUUCAAUCAGGACAUCUGCAAACAGACAAAAUAUUGGAAUCAUAAUGAAUGCGAGAAUUUCUUCAGUUAUCAUACAACCCUUACACACCUCAGACACUAAAUGGAAAAGAGAAAUCCUGCCAAUGUGAGAAAUGUGGGAAAGUCUUCAGUAUUAAUGUUGCACUUGGUGAACAUUAUCAAAUAAAUGCU